AUGAUUCCAUUCCGCGUCAUUCCACAGCACGACGGUCCUGAUGGAUGUCCCACCGCCACGAGCUUCAUACAGGAAAAGACGGAAAAGGAACUCAAAGAAGCCUAUGACAGCGUUCCCAAAGCCUCUGAUCCUUCAGCGAAUGCGCCACUUUCAAUGGCUCAAGAUGCCAGCCAACCAUGGCUCAUGUUCUGGAUCAUCAACAGUUUCCAGCUCAUGGGUGUACAGUUGGAUGUAGCCACCAAACAGCGUGCCAUCGACACCUUGAUGCAAUGCCAAUCUCCCGAUGGAGGCUUUGGCGGAGGACCAAAGCAAGCGCCUGGGCUACUUCCUACAUAUGCGGCUGUAUCUACACUUGCGUGUGUCGGACAUCCCGGUCCUGGUGGAGGCUGGGAUCAGAUCGACAGACAGAAGAUGUACGCUUGGUUCAUGUCGCUCAAGCAACCUGAUGGCUCCUUUCUCGUAUCGAGGAAUGCCGAGAUUGACGUGCGCGCCAUCUAUUCGCUUCUUGUCACCGCGACGCUGCUAGACAUGAUGACACCCGAACUGGUCGCUGGUACAGCUUCGUUUAUUGCCUCUACACAGACAUAUGAAGGCGGCUUUGCCUCGACGUCUGCGCCCUACUACAUCUCUGCGGACACAUUGAUGGAUGAGCCUCGACCAGCAUUGGGAGAGGCACACGGCGGAUAUGCUGGAUGCGCCAUUGCGUCUUGGGUCUUACUUAAACCGUUUAUGACAGAAGAAGAGUCGAAGAAGCUCAACGUUGACAAGUUUUUGCGUUGGCUCGUCUGGAUGCAAGGCGAGCAAGCAGACUAUGGUGGAUUCCGAGGAAGGUCAAACAAGUUGGUAGAUAAUUGCUAUUCAUGGUGGUGCGGAGAGUCGCUUGCCAUCGUGGAAUCAAUGUUGGAUUUACAAGAGGAGACGGGACAUGAAGACGAGUUUAUUGAAGACGAGGGGGAUGACGAGUGGGUCGAUACAGACUGGUGGCUAUAUAACAAUAAGGCCCUCCAAGAGUACAUUCUCGGCCUCGGACAAGAUAAUGCCGGUGGUCUGCGCGACAAACCCAGCAAGAGAGCCGAUGUAUAUCACACUUUCUAUUCCCUCGCUGGAUUCUCCACAGCACAGCAUAGAGUGUAUCAAUCCAAGUCUCUACAAGGGUCGUUACGGAACAAGUGGAAACCUUCCGAGGCGUUUACACCAUCCACGGCCAAAGGCGAGGAUGACCGACGGCAAGCGACCCGUAAAGAGUUGUGGAUCAAUGCGCGGUCAUGGAAGGAGGACGAAAGCUCUCAUCGUUACGUGGGGAGUCCCAAUAAUCGCGUGAAUGCCAUUCACCCCGUCUUCACACUAUUGAUCAGCCAGGCUUCCAACAUCAUGGAUCACUUUUACGGUCAAACAUCUCCUCCAAAGUCUUAA
Messenger RNA from Serendipita indica DSM 11827, 1413 nucleotides. Lineage: Eukaryota; Fungi; Basidiomycota; Agaricomycetes; Sebacinales; Serendipitaceae. The record is from the annotation of a GenBank genome assembly.